UCCCGCCCAAAACCGUGUUUUCUAGAUACACGCGUUACACGGAUACGGAAUGACGACUAUACAGAGACUGAGGCCCAUACAAACGCACUGUUUGCCAAAGCUCGCGAGCGCCUUAAGAAGACUUCGCAACUUGGUAGGUAUCGCCGCCACAACCGCCGCCGCCGCCGCCUCUCCCACCACGGCCGCCAGCUCCGCCGCCGUCAUGGACGACUUUCAGACCCUCAAGACCCGCCUCUGCAUCAUCGGAAGCGGCCCCGCCGCCCACACCGCCGCCAUCUACGCGGCCCGGGCCGAGCUGAAGCCCGUUCUCUUCGAGGGUUGGAUGGCCAACAACAUCGCCCCCGGGGGCCAGCUCACCACCACCACCGACGUCGAGAACUUCCCCGGCUUUCCAGAAGGAAUCCUCGGCUUGGACCUAAUGGAAAAGUGCCGAAACCAAUCCCUCAAAUUCGGCACCGAGAUCUUCACCGAAACCGUGACGAAAGUCGAUUUCUCCACUCGUCCCUUCAAGGUCUUCGCCGAUUCCAAGGCCGUCCUAGCCGAUUCGGUGAUCGUCGCCACCGGUGCCGUCGCGAAACGGUUGAACUUCCCCGGCGCCGAAGACGGUCCCGGAGGGUUCUGGAACAAGGGAAUUUCGGCUUGCGCGGUCUGCGACGGCGCCGCCCCGAUCUUCCGGAACAAACCGUUGGCGGUAAUCGGUGGAGGAGACUCGGCCAUGGAAGAGGCGAAUUUCUUGACGAAGUUCGGAUCGAAGGUUUACAUCAUUCACAGGAGGAAAGAAUUUAGGGCUUCGAAGAUUAUGCAGAAUCGGACUUUGACUAACCCUAAGAUUGAGGUUAUGUGGAAUUCAGUGGCGGUGGAAGCGUAUGGAGAAGGGGGAAAGAAAGUUUUGGGGGGAUUGAAGGUGAAGAAUGUGGUUAGCGGAGAGGUCUCUGAUUUGAAGGUGAAUGGUUUGUUCUUUGCGAUUGGUCAUGAGCCAGCUACCAAGUUCUUGGAUGGGCAAUUGGAGCUUGAUUCGGAUGGCUACGUGGUGACGAAGCCCGGCACGACGCAGACCAGUGUUUGCGGAGUUUUUGCGGCUGGAGAUGUUCAGGACAAGAAGUACAGACAAGCGGUUACUGCUGCUGGUUCUGGGUGCAUGGCGGCGUUGGAUUCGGAACAUUACUUGCAAGAAAUUGGGUCGCAAGAGGGGAAGAGCGACUGAUUACCUAAGAAUGUGCCGAAAUAAGCUGGCUGCUCUGUUGGAAUUAAUUGAUUUCAAAUUUUAUAUGAAGAAGAAAGUGCUUGAUUCUUUUACUUUAGUUGAUAUUUGAUUGUUCAGUCAGUCUUGGGUCAUUUGAACUGUCAGAUUAGGAAUGCAAAAUGGUUGCACAGAUGAUAAAUGGCUAUAUUUAUGUUCCUUUUGCAUAUUUCUAUAUACUCGUGUGUUCUUUUGUGUAUUUGGGGAUGUUUUUAAUAUGAACUUCAGUACCUUCAUGACU
Camellia sinensis is the source of this 1481-nucleotide messenger RNA. Its product is annotated as thioredoxin reductase NTRB. Lineage: Eukaryota; Viridiplantae; Streptophyta; Magnoliopsida; Ericales; Theaceae. Gene Ontology annotation, biological process: removal of superoxide radicals. Gene Ontology annotation, cellular component: cytoplasm. Gene Ontology annotation, molecular function: thioredoxin-disulfide reductase (NADPH) activity. The record is from RefSeq and is a predicted model, not a curated record.